AUGGUCCCGGGCCAAUAUCUCGACCGCCUUUUUGGUGCUCGGAAAGGUCGCCGACGAACGACGAACCCCAGAGUCGGCGACCCACUUCACGGAAGCAAGCAGUCGGAGAACGAACUGGGGCUGCUGCACGCAAUAAAGUGCCAAGUCUUGGCCAUCAUUCGUAUUACCGUUUUGAGCAGCGGGCGCCAUACAGACAGACGACUUGUGACGGGAAGUUGGCUGGGGAUGAGGGGGGAAUUGGGUUUUGUCCCGACAGCUAUUCGUUACCCCAAACUCUUUCUCGACUACGUCGACUCUUGGUUAGACCCGCCGUCUUUCGCCAUCUGUCACGGGCCUCUGCGGAGAAGCUUGAGCUACGACGGAGUUGUGUGA
Cordyceps militaris CM01 is the source of this 372-nucleotide messenger RNA. RefSeq lists its product as uncharacterized. The coding region runs from base 1 to 372 and encodes 123 amino acids. NCBI's taxonomy places the organism in Eukaryota, Fungi, Ascomycota, Sordariomycetes, Hypocreales, Cordycipitaceae. The transcript is spliced from 2 exons. The record is from RefSeq and is a predicted model, not a curated record.